Acanthamoeba castellanii str. Neff is the source of this 1650-nucleotide messenger RNA. RefSeq lists its product as uncharacterized. The record is from RefSeq and is a predicted model, not a curated record. NCBI's taxonomy places the organism in Eukaryota, Discosea, Longamoebia, Acanthamoebidae. Bases 1 to 1650 code for a protein of 549 amino acids. The transcript has 5 exons.
AUGAAGGCGAACAAGAUGAAGGUCAAGGUGGUGUUCGGUCAGUCGAGGCUCGUCGUGCCGUGCGGCAACGUGACGGACAAGGUGGAGCGCCUCAUCGAGGACAUCAACCGCCGCUUCCAGAACCACCUGGGCGACCCCACUGCCCGCGCCAAGGAGCUCCUCACCGCCGACGGCUUCCUGCUCAACGCGCACGAUCUCAUCGAGGACGUCAUCGACGACGGCUCCGCCCUCAACGCCCUCGACUUCCCCACCUGGCUCAAGCUCCACGUCCCUCUGUUGGAGAAGGGCGGCCACAAGGUGGCGCAGACGGACCACGCCGAGGGCAACCCGCGCACGGCGCCGGCCCGCUACGCCGAGAUCGGCAAGCACAAGCACAACAAGAUCUACGUCAAGAUCGGCGGCGCCGCGACGGAGGUGGACAAGCUGGAGCUGUUCGACGCCGAGAGCCUGCGCACGUUCGGCGAAAAGGAGGGCCGCGCGCUGAUCGCCCACAAGGCGGUCAAGGACGGCAAGUGGGACUGGGCGAUCGAGGUCCACUUCAUCAUCGAGGCGGGCGUCGUCACCGCCGCCGAGCUGUCGGUCAAGGCCACCAGCGACGCUCGCGCCCACAUCGAGGUGGUGCCGAUCAAGGUCGACGGCCUCGUUCUGGGCGAACCCAAGGUCAUCCAGAACUCCUUCUUCGGCAUGCCCGACAAGGCCUACGACAUCCCUGCGCCCGUGCGCCAAGGUCCCGCCUACGUGCCUGGCAAGGACUUCCUUCCCCGCGAUCAGGAGCCCGAGGGUAUUGUGGAGAGCCCGGUGCCGGAGAACAACGUGGCUGUGGGCGACCUGGGCCUGGAGAUCAAGCAGAAGGACGCCUGUCAGCCGGACCAGGGCUGGAGGGAGAGCGACGGCUACUGGAACAAGUUUUAUAACAACCUGGCCAUCUUCAACCCGCUCGAGAAGGAGGUCGCCCUCACCAAGAUCUCGUCGGCCUACGAGAAGGACGGCCAGUGGAUUGAGAUGACCACCUCGCUUGGUUACAAGCAGGGGUACUACAACUACCAGUUCGGCGCGCGCCACGAGGGCUUCACGCUGGAGCCCAACGCCAGGCUCAACCUGGCCAUCAACAGCGCUGUUAAGGUUAACGCGCGCCAGUUCGACCGCGAGCGCCGCGCCCACGGCUCGCUGCCGUCGCCGCUCCGCAUCCGCAUCAGCUUCGAGGACAAGGAGGGCAAGAAGGCCGAGAUCGUGAUCGAGCACCGCAACCAGCCCCUUUACCUCUCGACCAAGGAGUCGCGCGCGGCCCAGCUCAAGACGCCCGUCGCCUUCUUCGUCUCCGCCGACGACACCGACGCCGAGGGCAACGUCUGGACUCAGGCGGUGGAGGUUCCCGCUGAGAAGAGGGUGGAGUUCAGCAGCAGGGGCUCGAACAGCACCACCUACGUCACGAAGACGCUGCUCGACAAGCUCCUGUUCGAGGCCAAGAAGGACGGCAAGACCGAGCUGCCGAUGCCCAACCUGUCGACGGUGAACAAGGAGAACGGCUUCGACAUCAACGCCACGGCGCUGGUCGACCUCGAGAACCAGUGGGUCUACGCCAUCCGCUUCGAGAUCACCACCAACACCUCGCGCGCCGUGGACCACUACGUCCUGCCCGACAUCUUCUAA